AUGUCUAUGUUGCGUUCCACUGCAGCUGCGCGUGUGCCGCGCGUGCUGAACUCGCGCGCGCUGUCGACUUCGGCGGCCGUGCUGAGCCACAAGGAAGUGAAGUUCUCGAAUGAAGGUCGUGCUGCGAUUCUGCAGGGUGUGAACCUUCUUGCGAAUGCCGUGAGUGUUACGCUGGGCCCCAAGGGCCGUAACGUGAUUAUCGAGCAGCCGUUUGGUGGCCCGAAGAUCACCAAGGAUGGUGUGACGGUGGCUAAGUCGAUCACGCUCAAGGACAAGUACGAGAACCUCGGUGCUCGUCUCGUGCAGGAUGUGGCGAGCAAGACCAACGAGCUGGCGGGUGACGGUACCACCACCGCCACGGUGCUGGCUCGUGCCAUUUACGCCGAGGGUGUGAAGAACGUCGCGGCUGGCUGCAACCCGAUGGACCUGCGUCGCGGUAGCCAGGCUGCGGUUGACGAGGUCAUCAAGUUCCUGGAGAGCCACAAGCGCGAGGUGACGACCUCGGAGGAGAUUGCGCAGGUGGCUACCAUCUCGGCCAACGGUGACAAGCACGUUGGCUCGCUGAUUGCCACUGCUAUGGAGAAGGUCGGCAAAGAGGGUGUGAUCACCGUCAAGGAGGGCAAGACUCUCGAGGAUGAGAUUGAGAUUACGGAGGGUAUGCGCUUCGACCGUGGCUACAUCUCGCCCUACUUUAUCACGGACGUGAAGACCCAGAAGGUGGAGUUUGAGAAGCCCCUCAUUCUCUUGAGUGAGAAGAAGAUCUCGGCGCUGCAGGACAUUCUUCCGUCGCUCGAGACGGCUGUGCAGGCCCGCCGCCCUCUGCUCAUCAUUGCCGAGGACAUUGACGGUGAGGCCUUGGCUGCGUGCAUUCUCAACAAGCUGCGUGGCCAGCUUCAGGUGUGCGCUGUGAAGGCGCCUGGCUUUGGUGACAACCGCAAGAGCAUUCUGGGCGACUUGGCCAUCCUCACUGGCGGCCAGGUGUUCUCGGAGGAGCUCGACAUUAAGCUGGACCGUGCUACGCCGGACAUGCUCGGUACUACGGGCAGUGUGACGGUGACUAAGGAGGACACGAUCUUCCUGAACGGCGAUGGCAACAAGGAUGCCAUUACUGCUCGCUGCGAGCAGAUCCGCUCGAUGAUGAACGACCCGAGCACCUCGGAGUACGACCGCACCAAGCUGCAGGAGCGUCUGGCGAAGCUCAGCGGUGGUGUGGCUGUGAUUCGCGUGGGUGGCUCGUCGGAGGUUGAGGUCGGCGAGAAGAAGGACCGCUACGAUGAUGCCCUGUGCGCUACUCGUGCCGCUGUGGAGGAGGGUAUUGUGCCUGGUGGUGGUGUGGCUCUGCUCAAGGCCAGCAAGGCGCUCGACUCCAUCAAGACUGCCAACUUUGACCAGCAGCUCGGUGUCUCGAUCAUCAAGAAUGCGCUUACGCGCCCUGCUCGCCAGAUCGUGGAGAACGCUGGUGAGGAGGGUUCGGUCGUGGUCGGCAAGCUCCUGGAGAACCCUGGCGAGUUUGGCUUUGGUUACGACGCGAGCGUUGGCGAGUACAAGGACCUGAUUGUGGCUGGUGUGCUGGACCCGCUUAAGGUGGUGCGCACGGCCCUGCAGGACGCUGCUGGUGUGGCCUCGCUGCUGACGACUUCGGAGUGCUGCAUUGUGGAUGCGCCGGAGGAGAAGCCUGCGCCGCCGAUGGGUGGUGGCAUGGGCGGCAUGGGCGGCAUGGGUGGUAUGGGUGGUAUGGGCUUCUAA
Messenger RNA from Malassezia pachydermatis, 1746 nucleotides. Its product is annotated as heat shock protein 60. Gene Ontology annotation, biological process: protein import into mitochondrial intermembrane space; apoptotic mitochondrial changes; mitochondrial unfolded protein response. Gene Ontology annotation, cellular component: mitochondrial matrix; mitochondrial inner membrane. The record is from RefSeq and is a predicted model, not a curated record. Lineage: Eukaryota; Fungi; Basidiomycota; Malasseziomycetes; Malasseziales; Malasseziaceae. Gene Ontology annotation, molecular function: ATP binding; protein-folding chaperone binding; ATP-dependent protein folding chaperone. The transcript has a single exon. The coding region runs from base 1 to 1746 and encodes 581 amino acids.